AUGUGUUGACGUUUGAUAGAGGCCACCACAUAUCAUCUAUCGACUAGCUCAAAUGUCAUGUCAAAUAUUUAAAUAAUAUGUUGUACACACUUUCUAGUUUUAUCAAAUGUGACGUCUGUUCAAAAGUAGAUGGACGCACAUAAAUGAGCGUCUUCCAGAGUUAAUUUGUGGUGGUGUUUACAAUACAAAAAGAAAAUUGGGUUUUUGUUGUUGUUGAUUAUUUUCAUUUUCAUGAUUCAAAAUCAUGUAUCGUAGUCAGUUGUUUGUAUUUGGCUCCAAGAGCAUUGGAUGGUUGUUGACGACAAAGAUGACGACGGUAUCAGGUAGCAAUCGAAGUACCUAUAAUUUGCAGAAAUUGCGCAAGUUUUCGACAUCAUCGUCCAAUCCAUUUGAACCGAAAAUAUGUGUGGUUGGAGCGGGGCCAGCCGGAUUUUAUGCAUCACAGCACAUUCUGAAAACAUUAUCCAGUGCACGAAUCGAUAUCAUCGAGAAAUUACCCGUUCCAUUUGGAUUGGUUAGAUUUGGCGUUGCGCCCGAUCAUCCCGAAGUAAAAAAUGUCAUAAAUACAUUCACCAAAGUUGCGGAGAAUUCACGUGUUCGCUUCAUUGGGAAUCUAUCGUUGGGCAAAGAUGUUUCGUUGCGAGACAUUCGUAAUGCAUACAACGUCGUCGUAUUGUGUUAUGGCGCUGAACAAGAUCGUAAAAUGGGAAUCAAUGAUGAAGAUAUGAAUGUGUUGUCGGCCAGAGAGUUCGUUGCAUGGUAUAAUGGGUUGCCGGAUUGUCAAGAACGUUAUGAGUUGAUAGAAAAUCAGUUGCAAAAUGCUGAAACAAUCACACUGAUUGGUCAAGGCAAUGUUGCUGUUGAUGUUGCUCGCAUUUUGUUAUCGCCAAUUGAUACUCUUAGCAAAACUGAUAUCACAAGUCGAGCAUUAUCAACGUUAUCCGAAUGCAAUAUUCGUAAUGUGCAUUUGGUUGGUCGACGUGGACCGCUUCAAGCCGCAUUCACGAUAAAAGAGCUCCGUGAAAUGUUAAAUCUAUCGAAUGUAUCAACCGUUUGGCGUAAAACUGACUUCAUUGGCAUCGAUGAUCAAACCGUAACCAAACUACCUCGCCCCAAAAAACGAAUCACCGAAUUAAUGCUGAAGAAUGUUCACGCAUCGCCUACGAAUCUCGCAUCGACCACCAAACAAUUUUCACCCAUAUUUUUCCGUAGUCCAAAGCAUGUGGAGAAUGCGGGCCGUGAAAAACGACUUGUGUUAACAGCAAACCGAUUGUCUGAUACGGAAGCAGUAAUACCGACAAACGAUAUCGAAACACUGGAUACAAACUUAAUACUAAGGAGCAUAGGUUAUAGAAGCGUAAAUGUUACGCACAGCGAUGAUUUGCUGAAUUUCGAUACUGGCAAAGGUUUGGUGUGCAACAAUCAAGGCAGAGUUCUUAAGUCAAUUGAUCGAAAUAGUGUUGCAUCGUCCAGUGGCAACGAUGAUGAUAAAUAUGAACGUGGACUAUAUGUCAGCGGGUGGUUAGGAACUGGACCCACUGGUGUGAUACUUACAACGAUGAACAACUCAUUCCUUGUUGCAAAAAAUAUUUGUGAAGACAUUCAAAGCGAACGCAUCGACUGUUCACCGAAGCCCGGUUUAGAUACCACCAAGUAUUCGGCAGCUAUAAGUUGGAAAGACUGGAUCAAAAUCGACAAAUACGAAACGGAAUUGGGUGCAUCAAGUGGAAAACCACGCGAAAAACUUUUGCACACUUCAGAAAUGCUGAAAAUUUUAAAAUAAUUUAUUUCCUCGCCCGAAGAAUGCUGUAACUUCUACAAUUACAACUAUUUUCUUGCGUAUGGUGGUAUACUUUGUAUCGCAUACACUCGAAAUGCCCUCACACAAAUCAUAAUUUUGUUUCUGUAAGAAAAAUAAUAAUAAUACUUAACACUUGCUAAGUUUCCAUGUGAAGUGAAAAAUAAAGCACAAUAAAAUUAA
Sitodiplosis mosellana (orange wheat blossom midge) is the source of this 1981-nucleotide messenger RNA. It is a transcript of the gene dare, whose product is annotated as NADPH:adrenodoxin oxidoreductase, mitochondrial. Gene Ontology annotation, cellular component: mitochondrion. Gene Ontology annotation, biological process: ubiquinone biosynthetic process. The record is from RefSeq and is a predicted model, not a curated record. The transcript has 4 exons. NCBI's taxonomy places the organism in Eukaryota, Metazoa, Arthropoda, Insecta, Diptera, Cecidomyiidae. Bases 245 to 1783 code for a protein of 512 amino acids.